Molecule: messenger RNA, 507 nt
Organism: Wasmannia auropunctata (little fire ant)
Lineage: Eukaryota; Metazoa; Arthropoda; Insecta; Hymenoptera; Formicidae
Exons: 3
Coding region: 53-475 (140 amino acids)
Biological process (GO): positive regulation of voltage-gated potassium channel activity; sleep; regulation of synaptic transmission, cholinergic
Source: RefSeq, a predicted model, not a curated record
UAUUUUAAGAAAUCUCUUUCUUUCUCUUUCUCUUCGAAGAACGUUCUUCAGCAUGAUUGGAAUCUUCUCAUUCGCGUUUAUCCUCUCUAGUUUUGUACAUACAACGACAAUUUAUUCACGAAGGGAGUAUUUAUGGUGUUACGAUUGUAAUACGGAUUUAAAACAUGGACAUAAAGGAGAGUGCAACGAUCCUUAUACACCUGGUGCUUUUGAUUUAGUCGCCUGUCCUCACAAUGAAUCUCAUCAUUGCCAUAAAAGCAUCAUAUUAUAUAGAAAUAUUUUAGUAACAGUACGUGCCUGCGUGUCAUCACGUCAGAUCAACGAAUACUGUAAUUACGGAGACAGUUUUCCGCAUUCAAACAUUGAGUGUUAUUUCUGUAAGGAAAAUGCCUGUAAUGAUAAAGGAUUAUUUAGUCCUGUGUCAGAAUGGUGUCUCGGAUUCAUUGCAAUUAUUUUGUCAUGGAUAUUAACAUAAAAAUGUAAAUAAUAAAAAUUGAUGAAAAUUCA